Molecule: messenger RNA, 1983 nt
Organism: Akanthomyces muscarius
Lineage: Eukaryota; Fungi; Ascomycota; Sordariomycetes; Hypocreales; Cordycipitaceae
Exons: 1
Coding region: 1-1983 (660 amino acids)
Biological process (GO): protein insertion into mitochondrial inner membrane from matrix; mitochondrial respiratory chain complex III assembly
Cellular component (GO): mitochondrial inner membrane
Molecular function (GO): ATP hydrolysis activity; ATP binding
Source: RefSeq, a predicted model, not a curated record
AUGGAUCCUUUACAAGCUGCUCAGGAUGCCAUGGCCGGCAAUGCCAACGACAACUCGGGCAUCCCCUCGCCUCAGUAUGCACUCCUCAACUACUUCUUCCCGGGCUACUCCUUCCUCAUCUCGACCCUCAACACCACCCUCGGCGCCGACUUUAACCGGUACUUGCCCUUCAUCAUUGCCGGCGUCGCCGUCGUCUUUUCCUGGCGCUACGUCUACGACACCGUCAUGAAUUUCGUCGAGGCGAGCUUCAUGUCCUCCUUCACCGUCCACACCGACGACGAGACGUACAACAUCCUCAUGUGGUGGAUGACCCGCCAGCCCUUUUGCCACAAGACGCGCAACUUUGUCGUCAACACGUCCGUCUACUCGCGCAGCGACUACCUCUACCGCUCGCACGACGACAGCGACGACGACGCCGGCGACGACAUCGAAGCCAGCCGCGACGCCUCGUCGGCGGUAGGUGACGACACUGCGCUGUCGUCCAACCGCGGCAAGCAUGUCCUCCACUACACGCCCUCAGCCGGUACGCACUGGUUCUGGUACAAGGGCGUCCCGCUGCGCUUCUCGCGCCGCCAGACAAAGGACAAGAUCAGCCUGCGCAGCCCCAGCGAGCAGGAGGAGCUGUGCGUGUCCUGCCUCGGCCGCAACCCGACCGUCCUGAAGCAGCUGCUCGCCGAGGCUCGCGUGCUCUACCUCCGCAAGGACGACCGCAAGACUAUCAUCUACCGCGCCACCAGCUCCGUCUCGUCCUACGGCACCGACAGCUACUGGCAGCGCUGCAUGUCCCGCCCCAACCGCGACUUCUCCACCGUCAUUCUCCCCGACAAGGUCAAAAAGGACCUCAUUGCCGAUGCCGGCGACUACCUCGAGCCCGCUACGCGCCGCUGGUACGCCAAUCGCGGCAUCCCGUACCGACGAGGCUACCUUCUCUACGGCCCACCCGGCACGGGCAAGAGCUCUCUCAGCGUGGCUCUCGCGGGCUACUUUCGCAUGAAGAUUUACAUUGUCAGCCUGAGCUCGCUGACGGCGACCGAGGAGAACUUGGCUUCGCUCUUUGCCGAGCUUCCCACCAACUGCAUUGUUCUUCUCGAAGACAUUGACACCGCUGGUCUGUCCAAGACUCGCGAGAAAAAGGAAGACGAUGACAAGCAGGGCAGCGACAGCACGCCGCCUGCCCAGGGCCAGCUCUCCCUCUCUGCGCUUCUCAACAUCCUCGACGGCGUUGCCGCGCAGGAGGGUCGCGUUCUCAUCAUGACCACCAACCACCUCGAGAGUCUCGACAAGGCCCUCAUCCGCCCCGGCCGCGUCGACAUGAUUAUCCCCUUCCAGCUCGCCGACGCCGACAUGAGUGAGUCCAUCUUCAAGGCCAUCUACACGCCCUUUGACGGCGAGCUCGCCGAAGCCGGCGGCGGCGCCCCGACCACGGACAAGGGCAAGAAAACGCUCAUCAACGAGGUUGCUGUCCUCGCCAAGGAGUUUGGCCGUCGCGUGCCGGCGGGCGAGUUUAGCCCUGCCGAGAUACAGGGCCUGCUCCUGCGGCAUAAGCGCUCCGCGCAGACGGCGGUCGAUGCUGUCGAGGAUUGGGUGGUGCAGAUGCGGGUCGACAAGAAGGACAAGGCCGAGAAGGAGCUAAAGGAAAAGGAAGAAAAGAAGCAAAAGGAAAAGGAGAAGAAGGAAAAAGAUGAGAAAGAAAAGAAGAAGAAGAAGUCGAAAAAGGCAAAGAAGGAUGAGGGGGGGAAGAAGAAGAAGGGAAAAAAGGACGAAAAGGAGGAAUCAGAAGAGGAGGAUGAGGAUGGCUCCGAUGAUGAGGGCGAAGAUGAGGAGGGAGAGGAUGAGAAGAACGAAGAGAAGGAUGAGGGCGAACAGAAAAAGGGAAAGAAGCAAAAAGAUGAAAAGACCAAGGCUGAGCCCAAAAGGGAGCAAGUGCAGCAAUUAAAGCACGACAGCAAAGGGUCUUCUGAUUCGGGGUAUGCCACCCCUUAG